This is a messenger RNA of Crotalus tigris (Tiger rattlesnake), 14263 nucleotides long. RefSeq names its product epiplakin 1 (gene EPPK1). The record is from RefSeq and is a predicted model, not a curated record. Gene Ontology annotation, cellular component: cytoplasm; cytoskeleton; keratin filament. NCBI's taxonomy places the organism in Eukaryota, Metazoa, Chordata, Lepidosauria, Squamata, Viperidae. Gene Ontology annotation, molecular function: keratin filament binding; structural molecule activity. Gene Ontology annotation, biological process: intermediate filament bundle assembly; wound healing.
GCUGGAGCGGCAACAGCGCAGCGGCACACCUGCCUGGCUGAAGGCUUCAGGACCCCACUGACCAUCGCAGGAGGCUCAGCAGCAGCAGCAGCAGCAGCAGCAAUGGAAGCCACACGGCCAACUGGCUCAACGGCCCCUGACAUCAGAAGCAUCUCGGGAGUCUUUGUGGAGGGUUCUGGCAAGACCACAAGUCUGGCACAAGCUCUCCAGGACCAUCUGAUCCAACUGGAUGUUGCCCUGGCCCUGCUGGAAGCCCAGGCAGCCACAGGUGGCAUUGUUGACCCUGUGGGUGAGCAGCUCCUCCCUGUGGCGGAGGCCCUGGUGGUGGGACUGGCAGGGCUGGAAAUGAAGGAGAAGCUGUUGCACGCAGAGCGGGCAGUGAUGGGCUUCCCUGACCCUUACACAGAGGAGAAGAUCUCCCUCUACCAAGCCAUCCAAAAAGAGCUGAUUGGAAGAAAGCUGGGCCUCCGUCUCCUGGAAGCCCAGAUAGCCACAGGAGGGGUCAUUCAGCCUGUUUCUGGCCAUCGCGUCCCUCUGCCAGAGGCCUACGCACGGGGCUACUUGGACGAGGGCUUGAGCAACUCCCUCUCUGAUCCAGAGAACCAGGAGGCCAAGGGCUUCAGGGAUCCUAAUACUGACCAGAUGGUCACCUACACAGAACUGAUGAGAAGAUGCGUGGCAGACCCAGCCAGAGGCCUGCUCUUGCUGCCUCUCAAGAUCUCUUUCCCUGGACUGAGAGGGGCUGUGUGUAGCCAGGAGCUGCUGAAUUCUGGAGUCAUUGACGCCGCCGUGUUUGAAGCCCUCCAGAAGGGGGAGGUGACCAUGCGGGAAGUGGCAGAGAUAGAUUCGGUGCAACAAUCCACGUCGGAGAUCGCCAGCAUCGCUGGAGUAGCCAUCCUGCCCACAAACGAAUGCAAGAGUCUCUACCAGGCUUUAGUAGAGCAUCUCCUCCCUCCUGGCGCAGCUGAAAUUCUAAUGCAGGCUCAGGUGGCCUCCUCGGGCUAUUUAAUCGACCCUGUCAAGAAUGCCAAAUUCACUGUGGCUGAGGCCGUCCAGGCAGGAGUUGUUGGGCCAGAGCUCUUUGGGAAACUGACUUCAGCUGAGAGGGCCGUCACAGGAUACAAGGAUCCCUACACAGGGGAGACCAUCUCUUUGUUUCAAGCCGUGCAGAAACACCUGGUGCCCAGGAACCCAGGCCUUUGCCUGCUGGAUGCUCAGCUCGCCACUGGAGGCGUCAUUGACCCAGAUGCCCAUCACCGGCUUCCUACAAGGGUGGCCCUGCAGAGGGGCCACUUAGAUGAAGAGACAUACAGCCUCCUCUGCAACCCCACGGAGGAGGCCCGUGGGUUCUUUGAGCCCAACUCAAAGGAGAGAUUGUCCUAUGGGGAGCUGCUCUUGCGGUGUGUCUCUGAUCCGGACACCGGUCUCUGCCUCUUGCCUCUUUCUGGAGAUCAGGAGACGAUUCAUACCUUCAUUGACCACAAUACGAAGCUGGCCCUGAAAAACACUACGAUGUCUGUGGCCUCUGGUAGGUUCAAGGGAAGGCCUGUAUCCCUCUGGAAGCUCCUCUUCUCGGAAUACCUGACGGGAGAGCAAAGGAGAGCCCUUACCCAGCAAUUCUCCUCCGGGUCCCUUUCCACUCAGCAGCUGGCUGACAAAAUCCGCCUUGUGGUGGAGCAAACCACUGCCGAUUCCCGAGUCAUCUUUGAAGGCUUGAGGGAAAAGGUGACACCUGCCCAGCUCCUGAGCUCUGAAAUCAUCAAUAGAGACUUAUUUGAGAAGCUAACGCAGGGAGAGACUCUGGUCAAAGAGGUGAUUAGCAUGGGCACAGUGAAGAAAUACCUGGAAGGGACUGGUAGCAUUGGAGGGCUGCUCCUGCCCGACUCCCAGGAGAGAAUGACAAUCUACGAAGCCAAGAGGAAGGGCUUCCUCCGUCCAGGAACAGCGCUGAUCCUUCUGGAGGCUCAGGCGGCCACAGGACACAUCAUUGACCCUGUGGCCAAUCAGAGAUAUUCCGUGGACGAGGCCUUGCGGGGCAACAUCAUUGGUCCAGAUAUGUACAGCAAGUUGCUGGCUGCUGAGAAAGCAGUGACUGGCUAUAAGGACCCUUAUACUGGGAACAAGAUCUCCCUUUUCCAGGCCAUGAAAAAAGACCUCAUUGUCAAAGAACAUGCCAUUCGCCUUCUGGAGGCCCAAAUUGCCACCGGAGGCGUCAUCGAUCCCGUCAACAGUCAUCGCCUCCCAGUGGAAGUGGCCUAUAAGCGGGGCUUUUUUGAGAAGAAGAUGAGCCUGAUCCUGUCAGAUCCCAAUGAUGACACCAAAGGCUUCUUUGACCCAAACACGCAUGAGAACCUAACUUACCUGCAGUUAAAGGAGAAGUGCAUUGUGGAGCCCACCACGGGCCUCUGCCUCCUGCCACUCAACAGCAAAAAGCACCAACCCCUGGAUGAUGCCACCAAGCAGGCUUUCAGGAGCUCCUGGCUCUUUGUCAAACAUGGGCGCUUCCAAGGACAAAGAGUCUCCCUGUGGGACCUGCUGAACUCGGAGUAUUUCAGUGAGGGAAAGAGAAAGGAAGUCUUCAACCACUAUGGCCUUCGGAAGGUCACCCUGGAGGAGAUUUGCCUCGCUUUGGAAGAGGAAAUGAAAAAAUGGGCUUGCAUCCAGUUCCCGGCCCUCAGAGGGAAAGUCAGCGCUUACCACCUGCUGGAAAGAGGCAUCAUUGACCGGGCUCUCUUUGAGGAGAUCCUAGAUGGAGGGGUGAGCCCAGAGGACGUCCUGCGCCUGGAUUCAGUCCGAAGGUACCUCUACGGCACGGGGAGCAUCGGGGGAAUUCUGCUGCAGCCCUCCAAUGAGAGACUGAGCCUCUAUGAAGCCAUGAAGAGGGACAUGGUGGUUCCCAGUGUUGCCCUGCCCUUGCUGGAGGCCCAAGCAGCUACUGGAUUCCUUGUAGAUCCUGUGAGCAGCCAGAGACUCUCCCUGGAUGAUGCGGUGAAGAAAGGCCUGGUUGGCCCUGAGCUUUAUGAGGUAUUGCAGCAGGCUGAAGAAGCUGUCACGGGCUACAGGGACCCCUUCACCGGCAAGAUCAUCUCCCUCUUCCAAGCAAUGAAGAAAGGCCUUUUGGCCGACAGGAAAGCCAGGCAGCUGAUGGAUGCCCAGCUGGCUACUGGGGGGGUCAUGGACCCACACAGCGGCCACUAUGUCCCCAUAGAAUUUGCCCAGAAAAAUGGCUAUCUCGAUGAGGAGUUCAGGAAAACCUUUUCCAACGCGAGCAGUGACUCCAAGGCUUUCAGCACCCUGGACAGGAAAGAGAGGGUCAGCUAUGGCCAGUUGAUGGACAGGUGUCUGAAGGAGGCACAUUCGGGCAUUCGCCUCUUGCCUCUGGCAGAAACAGCUUCUGCUCCCUACACUGAAGAACAGAUCCAGCAGCGCUUUAAGGAGACCUUUGUGGAGAACAAGGGGGUCUCUCUCUGGGACCUUCUCAGUUCCAGUUACUUCACUGAGGAGCAGAAGUCAGGCUUUUUGGAGAAGUACAGCUCCGGAGCAGUUUCCCUCCACCAGCUGGUCAGCCUUGUCCAGGAGGGUAUUGAUGACAUAGAAAUGAAAGCCAAGGUGCAGGUCACUUUCCAAGGCCUGAGAGGUGCAGUGCCAGCCGUCUGGCUCCUGGACGUAGGCAUCCUUUCAGAGAAGACAUUUGCUGAGCUGGCCCAGGGCAAGAGAUCUCCCAGAGAAGUCUCUGAGAUGGAAAGCAUCAAGCCGUACCUGCAGGGCACAGGCAGCAUUGCUGGAGUUUUCGUUCAGUCCUCCAAAGAAAAAAUGGGCAUUUACCAAGCUAUGCAGGAAAGGCUCCUCCUGCCAGGAGUGGCGGCACAGCUGCUCAGUGCCCAGGCAGCCACUGGCUCCAUCAUGGACCCGGCGUCUAAUCAGAAGUUUGGCGUUGAGGAUGCCAUCAAAAGUGGCAUCGUGGGAGAAGAGCUGAUGGAAGAGCUGCUGCAAGCUGAGAAAGCGGUAAGUGGCUUCCCUGACCCCUACUCAGGGAAACCAAUCUCAGUGUGCCAGGCUAUUAGGAAGGAGCUCCUCCCUGCCAGGGUGGGCAUCCCCAUGCUUGAGGCUCAGCUGGCCACCGGAGGAAUCAUCGACCCUGUUCAUGGCCACCACCUGCCCCUCGGAGCGGCCUUCAAGCAUGGCUUGAUAGAUGAAGAAAUGCAGAGGACUCUUUCUCAGGACAGCAAGGAGAGCCAGGUUUUCUUUGACCCGAAUGCCCAGGAGAGCCUGACCUAUCAGCAGCUGAAGGACAGAUGCAUCCAGGAUCCUGUGAUGGGGCUCUGGCUUCUCCCACUGUCCAAAGAGGCAGCUUUUUAUGGAGACCCACAAGCCAUGGAAGUGCUGAAAUCUUUCUCCGUCUCAGUCAGCACUGGGAGGUUUAAAGGACAAGACGUUUCUCUCUGGGACUUGCUCCACUCUGAGUACAUCCCGGACGCCAAGCGGAGAGAGCUGAUGCUGAGAUACAAAGAAACGCACGAGGAGCUCCUUCAAGAAAUGGCAUCAUCCAUCAAGAAGAUCAUCGAAGAGACGGAGCAGCAAGGCAAGAGGUUCACUUUCAAAGGCCUAAGAAAGAAGGUGUCAGCCAGCGACCUCUUCCAGUCCCAGCUCAUAGACAUGACAACCCUGGACGAACUCAGGCAGGGGAAGACAACGGUCCAGGAAGUCAGCGAGAUGGAUUCCGUCAAGCGCUUUCUGGAGGGGUGCAACUUCAUUGCGGGGGUCCUCAUAGAACCAGACCGUGAAAAAAUGAGCCUCUACCAAGCCAUGAGGCAGGGUCUGCUGAGACCAGGGGCAGCUCUGGUCUUGCUGGAGGCCCAGGCAGCCACCGGGUACCUCAUUGACCCAGUGAAAAACAAGAAGCUCUCGGUGGACGAAGCAGCAGCAGCAGGGCUGAUUGGAAGAGAAAUCUACGAGAAGCUGCUGAGUGCAGAAAAAGCCGUCACAGGAUACACAGAUCCUUAUACCAAGGGGCAGAUCUCCCUCUUUGAGGCCAUGAAUCAGGAGCUGAUUGUGAGGAGCCAUGGCAUCCGCCUGCUGGAGGCGCAGAUUGCCACGGGGGGCAUCAUCGACCCCGUGCACAGCCACCGCAUCCCAGUGGAGGUUGCAUAUAAGCGAGGCUACUUUGAUGAAGACCUGAACCGCAUCCUUCUGGACCCCACGGAUGAUACCAAGGGCUUUUUUGACCCCAAUACUCAUGAGAACCUCACCUACCUGCAGCUUCUGGAACGCUGCAUCCAAGAUUCAGAAAGUGGGCUGUACAUGCUGCAGAUCGUCAGAAGAGGGGAAACCUACUUCUACAUUGACGAGGCAACAAAAGAGUUUUUGAGAACGCAGACCAUGAAAGUACAGAUAGGCCGGUAUAAAGACCAAGUGGUCUCUGUGUGGAGCCUCCUCUGCUCCCCAUAUAUCCAGGAACAGAAGAGGAAAGACCUGGUCAGGCAGUAUAAGGGUGAGGAGCUCAGUUUGCCACAGCUCUGCAAAACCAUCACCACUAUUGUGGAGGAAACAGAACAAGCAAACCAGAAGCUCAAGCUAAAGGGACUGAGGGGGCAAGAGGUGUCUGCUGCAGAGCUCUUCAAUGCAGAAAUCAUCGACAAGGUGACCUUGGACAGACUGCACCUGCUGAGCCUUCCUCUGCAACAGCUCACCCAGAUGGACAUUGUGAAGCGCUACCUGGAGGGGACAGGCUGCAUUGCGGGUGUCGUGGUGGCUGGCCAGGGGCUGAAGCUGCUUGCCUAUGAGGCCAUGAAGAGAGGCUUUCUCUCCCCAGAACAUGCUCUGCUAUUACUGGAGGCGCAGGCUGCCACAGGGCUCCUUACUGACCUGGUUGAGGAAAAGGCCCUCUCGGUUGACCAGGCCAUCUCUCUUGGGCUGGUUGGGGAAGAGUUUCACAAGGCGCUCCUCCUUGCUGAGAAAGCCGUUAUUGGACACACUGACCCCUCCACAGGAGACAAAGUCUCCCUUUUCCAAGCCAUGAAAAGAAACCUGGUGGAGAAAGCCCAUGCCCUCCGGCUGCUGGAGGCACAGAUGGCCACAGGCGGCAUCAUUGACCCCAUACAUAGUCACCGCCUCCCUGUGGAGGUGGCUUGCAGACGGGGCUACUUGGAUGAAGAAACAUUCCUCUUGCUGUCUGAUGAGGGCCUUGUUCCCAAAGGAUUUGUGGAUCCCAAUACCCAGGAAAGGAUCACUUACACUCAGCUCCUACUCAGGUGCAUCAAAGAUACAAAGACAGGUGCAUACCUGCUGCCCUUACUAGAGAAGAGGGAGUACAUCUUUGUGGAUGAAAAAACUAAGUGCGUCCUCUCAUCUUGCAAAAUAAAAGUAGGCCUAGGGAAAUACAAAGGACAGUCCAUUUCUCUUUGGGAACUUCUUUCUUCAGACUACGUUACAAAAGAAAUGCAGAAGGAGAUGAUUAAAAAAUAUAAAGAGGGAGGCUUUGCAGUUUUGCGGAGCAUCACAAGUGAAAUACUGAAGAUAAUAGAGGAAACAGAAGACCACAGAAAAGACAUAUGGUUUCAAGGACUACGGAGGCAAGUCACAGCUUCUGAACUACUAAAGGCGGACAUCAUUAAUGAAGAAACUAUGAAAAAUUUGCAGGCAGGAAAAGAGAGAGUGCAGGCUGUAGCCAAGAUGGAUUCGGUGAAGAGAUACCUGGAAGGCACCAACUGCAUCGCUGGUGUGAUGGUGCCUUCCAGGACAGACCCUUCCAGAUCAGAGAAGAUGACCAUCUACCAGGCCAUGUGGAAAGGCAUUCUGAGGCCAGGCACGGCCCUGGUAUUGCUGGAGGCACAGGCUGCCACGGGCUUCAUCAUCGACCCAUCGACAAAUGAGAGAUUCUCUGUAAGUCAGGCAGUAGAAGCUGGUGUCGUAGGGGAACAAAUACAGAAAAAGCUGCUUUGUGCAGAGAGAGCCGUGACAGGUUAUACAGAUCCAAACACAGGAAAAAGCAUUUCCCUCUUCCAAGCAAUGAAAAAGGAAUUAAUCUUAAAAGAGCAUGGGAUCCGCCUGCUGGAAGCCCAGAUUGCCACGGGUGGCAUCAUCGAUCCUGUGCACAGUCACCGCCUCCCCGUGGAAGUAGCGUAUAAGCGGGGCUACUUUGAUGAAGAAAUGAACCGGAUCCUCUCAGAUCCCACAGAUGACACCAAGGGAUUCUUUGACCCAAACACACACGAAAACCUCACUUACCUGCAGCUUCUGCAGCGGUGCCUGCCCGAUCCGGAGACUGGUUUGCUGCUGCUCCACAUCAUGGACAAAGGUUGGUUCUCCUCUUUCCUCAACAAGAACACCAGGAAGGCUUUGCAGACGGCCAAGACCAAGAUCGGUGUGGGGCUCUUCCAGAACCAAGAGGUUUCUACGUGGGAUCUCCUCUUCUCCAGAUACAUCCUUCCAUGCAAGAGACAGGACUUGCUGAGGCAGUACAAAGCAGGCACAGUGACACUUGAGCACCUCACCCAAAAUCUUAUCGCCAUUGUCACCGAGGAAGAAGAAAAGAGGAUGACGGUAAAGAGUCCAGAUCAACAGACGGCGCCAGAUCACCAGACUCUGAGGGCUUCCUCCUUAGACCCGGCAAACUGGGAAAGUGCCCUGCGCUCUGAACUCCUCCCAGCACCUUCCGCUGAACAACAGGUCUCCGCCUGGGAGCGCUUUGCAGAGCACGAACGGGAAGAGCUUCUGAGCAGAUACAGGAGGGGCAGCCUCCCCUAGGAGCUCACAAAGCUUCUCAUCGACCGCCUUCCCAGGACCACAAGCAGCAAACGUCAUCUUUCCACAGACUUCCACGCACCCAGCUCCAGUGGCAAGGCUGAAGAGACCAAAGAAGAGGGGGAAGAUGAUGCUGCUGACCUGGGAGACAAAGAGGAGGCUUUGAAGUCCCGAAUGGUGGAGGUCACCGCUGCGGCAUUUCACGGGCGUAAAGUGUCGGUGUGGGAGGUGCUUCAUUCCAAGUACAUCCCUGAAGAGAAAAGGAAAGAGCUUCUACAACUAUACCAAUCGGGCAUCCUCACCAUUGACCAGAUGGAGACCGUGGUCUCCGCCAUUGUCAAUAAGACAGAGGAAAUGAAAAAGACAGAACCGUCCCACGCUCCUUUUUCUUCUGGCUCCUGGGAGGGUCCCUUGCGCAACCAGAACGUGACCCUGCAAGUUGGCGAGUUCCAAGGACAGAGAGUCUCCCUCUGGGAACUCCUCUUCUCCCAAAGCAUUCCAGAAAGCCAAAGAGAGGAGCUGCUGAUGAAAUAUCGAUUGGGAUCCUUGACCAUUCAGGAAAUGAUCACCACCCUGACCUUGCUUCACGCCAAGGACAGGGCUUCUUCCCCAGGAGAGGAAGCCACUCUUUCCUCCCAGCACAAUGAACUGGAACAAACUUUGCGACAGGUGACCAUAGACGUGCCUGUGGGUGAGUUUCAAGGCUCCAGACGAUCAGCGUGGGAGCUCCUCUUCUCCAAGUACGUGACUGCGGCCAAGCGCCAGGAGCUGUUGCAGAAGUACCAAGAGAGGUCUGUGGCCCCAGGCGAGCUGGUCCAAAUACUCAUCACCCUGAUUGAAGAGAUGGAAGAGAAGGGCAACCAGCUGAAAUUCUCGGGGCUCAGGAAGCAGGUGUCAGCCUCAGAACUGUUUGACUCCCGCAUCAUCAACCAAGACACGCUCUCUGAGCUUGCACAAGGCACCAAAACGGUGGAAGAGGUCACAGAAAUGGAUUCGGUGAAGAGGUAUCUGGAAGGCAACAGCUGCAUCGCUGGCGUGAUGGUGCCAUCCAGGACAGACCCUUCCAAGUCAGAGAAAAUGACCAUCUACCAGGCCAUGUGGAAAGGCAUUCUGAGGCCAGGCACGGCCCUGGUGUUGCUGGAGGCACAGGCCGCCACGGGCUUCGUCACCGACCCCCUGGGGAACAAAAAACUCUCUGUCGAUGACGCUGUCUCCGUUGAACUGGUGGGAGCCGAGCUGCGGGAGAAGCUUCUGUCUGCAGAGAGGGCUGUGACCGGCUAUAAGGACCCCUAUACGGGGAACAAGCUCUCCCUCUUCCAGGCCAUGAAGAAAGGUCUCAUAGUCAAAGAGCACGGGAUCCGCCUGCUGGAAGCCCAGAUUGCCACGGGUGGCAUCAUCGAUCCUGUGCAUAGUCACCGCCUCCCCGUGGAAGUAGCGUUCAAGCGGGGCUACUUUGAUGAGGAAAUGAACCGGAUCCUCUCUGAUCCCACAGACGACACCAAGGGCUUCUUUGACCCAAACACACACGAAAACCUCACUUACCUGCAGCUUCUGCAGCGGUGCCUGCCCGAUCCGGAGACUGGUUUGCUGCUGCUCCACCUCAUGGACAAGGGCUGGUUCUCCUCUUUCCUCAACGAGAACACCAGGAAGGCUUUGCAGAUGGCCAAGACCAAGAUCGGCGUGGGGCUGUUCCAGGACCAAGAGGUUUCUGUGUGGGAUCUCCUCUUCUCCAGAUACAUCCUUCUGUCCAAGAGGCAGGACUUGCUGAGGCAGUACAAAGCAGGCACCGUGACACUUGAGCGCCUCACCCAAAUCCUCAUCGCCAUUGUCACCGAGGCAGAGGAAAAGAGCGCCAGGCCCAUCGGUCACAAAGAAGCUCCCAACAAACCAACCACAACAGCAGAUGCUGCCAUGGAUCAACCAAGCCUUGGAGAGCCCUGGAUGAGGACCCUUGAGUCGACAACUGUGGAGAUCCCUGCAGGUGACCGCCAAGGGCAGAGGGUCACUCUGUGGGACCUGCUCUUCUCAAACAACAUCUCUGAGGAAAAGAGGACAGAGUUACUGGACUUGUACAAAAGUGGGCUGCUGUCCACGGAGCGGCUCAUCAGGAUCCUCCCCACACUGGUUGUCAGAAAGGAAGCCACCGGCAGGAAGCUCGAUGUGACGGUGAGGAGUCCAGAUCAAGAGACGGCGCCAGAUCACCAGACUCUGAGGGCUUCCUCCUUAGACCCGGCAAACUGGGAAAGUGCCCUGCGCUCUGAACUCCUCCCAGCACCUUCCGCUGAACAACAGGUCUCCGCCUGGGACAUCCUGUUCUCCGAGCGCUUUGCAGAGCACGAACGGGAAGAGCUUCUGAGCAGAUACAGGAGGGGCAGCCUUCCCCUUAAGGAGCUCACAAAGCUUCUCAUCGACCGCCUUCCCAGGACCACAAGCAGCAAACGUCAUCUUUCCACAGACUUCCACGCACCCAGCUCCAGUGGCAAGGCUGAAGAGACCAAAGAAGAGGGGGAAGAUGAUGCUGCUGACCUGGGAGACAAAGAGGAGGCUUUGAAGUCCCGAAUGGUGGAGGUCACCGCUGCGGCAUUUCACGGUAAAGUGUCGGUGUGGGAGGUGCUUCAUUCCAAGUACAUCCCUGAAGAGAAAAGGAAAGAGCUUCUACAACUAUACCAAUCGGGCAUCCUCACCAUUGACCAGAUGGAGACCGUGGUCUCCGCCAUUGUCAAUAAGACAGAGGAAAUGAAAAAGACAGAACCGUCCCACGCUCCUUUUUCUUCUGGCUCCUGGGAGGGUCCCUUGCGCAACCAGAACGUGACCCUGCAAGUUGGCGAGUUCCAAGGACAGAGAGUCUCCCUCUGGGAACUCCUCUUCUCCCAAAGCAUUCCAGAAAGCCAAAGAGAGGAGCUGCUGAUGAAAUAUCGAUUGGGAUCCUUGACCAUUCAGGAAAUGAUCACCACCCUGACCUUGCUUCACGCCAAGGACAGGGCUUCUUCCCCAGGAGAGGAAGCCACUCUUUCCUCCCAGCACAAUGAACUGGAACAAACUUUGCGACAGGUGACCAUAGACGUGCCUGUGGGUGAGUUUCAAGGCUCCAGACGAUCAGCGUGGGAGCUCCUCUUCUCCAAGUACGUGACUGCGGCCAAGCGCCAGGAGCUGUUGCAGAAGUACCAAGAGAGGUCUGUGGCCCCAGGCGAGCUGGUCCAAAUACUCAUCACCCUGAUUGAAGAGAUGGAAGAGAAGGGCAACCAGCUGAAAUUCUCGGGGCUCAGGAAGCAGGUGUCAGCCUCAGAACUGUUUGACUCCCGCAUCAUCAACCAAGACACGCUCUCUGAGCUUGCACAAGGCACCAAAACGGUGGAAGAGGUCACAGAAAUGGAUUCGGUGAAGAGGUAUCUGGAAGGCAACAGCUGCAUCGCUGGCGUGAUGGUGCCAUCCAGGACAGACCCUUCCAAGUCAGAGAAAAUGACCAUCUACCAGGCCAUGUGGAAAGGCAUUCUGAGGCCAGGCACGGCCCUGGUGUUGCUGGAGGCACAGGCCGCCACGGGCUUCGUCACCGACCCCCUGGGGAACAAAAAACUCUCUGUCGAUGACGCUGUCUCCGUUGAACUGGUGGGAGCCGAGCUGCGGGAGAAGCUUCUGUCUGCAGAGAGGGCUGUGACCGGCUAUAAGGACCCCUAUACGGGGAACAAGCUCUCCCUCUUCCAGGCCAUGAAGAAAGGUCUCAUAGUCAAAGAGCACGGGAUCCGCCUGCUGGAAGCCCAGAUUGCCACGGGUGGCAUCAUCGAUCCUGUGCAUAGUCACCGCCUCCCCGUGGAAGUAGCGUUCAAGCGGGGCUACUUUGAUGAGGAAAUGAACCGGAUCCUCUCUGAUCCCACAGACGACACCAAGGGCUUCUUUGACCCAAACACACACGAAAACCUCACUUACCUGCAGCUUCUGCAGCGGUGCCUGCCCGAUCCGGAGACUGGUUUGCUGCUGCUCCACCUCAUGGACAAGGGCUGGUUCUCCUCUUUCCUCAACGAGAACACCAGGAAGGCUUUGCAGAUGGCCAAGACCAAGAUCGGCGUGGGGCUGUUCCAGGACCAAGAGGUUUCUGUGUGGGAUCUCCUCUUCUCCAGAUACAUCCUUCUGUCCAAGAGGCAGGACUUGCUGAGGCAGUACAAAGCAGGCACCGUGACACUUGAGCGCCUCACCCAAAUCCUCAUCGCCAUUGUCACCGAGGCAGAGGAAAAGAGCGCCAGGCCCAUCGGUCACAAAGAAGCUCCCAACAAACCAACCACAACAGCAGAUGCUGCCAUGGAUCAACCAAGCCUUGGAGAGCCCUGGAUGAGGACCCUUGAGUCGACAACCGUGGAGAUCCCUGCAGGUGACCGCCAAGGGCAGAGGGUCACUCUGUGGGACCUGCUCUUCUCAAACAACAUCUCUGAGGAAAAGAGGACAGAGUUACUGGACUUGUACAAAAGUGGGCUGCUGUCCACGGAGCGGCUCAUCAGGAUCCUCCCCACACUGGUUGUCAGAAAGGAAGCCACCGGCAGGAAGCUCAAUGUGACGGUGAGGAGUCCAGAUCAAGAGACGGCGCCAGAUCACCAGACUCUGAGGGCUUCCUCCUUAGACCCGGCAAACUGGGAAAGUGCCCUGCGCUCUGAACUCCUCCCAGCACCUUCCGCUGAACAACAGGUCUCCGCCUGGGACAUCCUGUUCUCCGAGCGCUUUGCAGAGCACGAACGGGAAGAGCUUCUGAGCAGAUACAGGAGGGGCAGCCUUCCCCUUAAGGAGCUCACAAAGCUUCUCAUCGACCACCUUCCCAGGACCACAAGCAGCAAACGUCAUCUUUCCACAGACUUCCACACACCCAGCUCCAGUGGCAAGGCUGAAGAGACCAAAGAAGAGGGGGAAGAUGAUGCUGCCGACCUGGGAGACAAAGAGGAGGCUCUGAAGUCCCGAAUGGUGGAGGUCACCACUGCGGCGUUUCACAGGCGUAAAGUGUCGGUGUGGGAGGUGCUUCAUUCCAAGUACAUCCCUCAGGAGAAAAGGAAGGAGCUUCUACAACUAUACCAAUCGGGCAUCCUCACCAUUGACCAGAUGGAGACCGUGGUCUCCGCCAUUGUCAAUAAGACAGAGGAAAUGAAAUCAGGAAAUCAGUAUCCUUCACGGUAUGACCUUUUUCAGUAUACUUUGGAGUUGGAGAAUAUCAGUGCCAUUGUCCGUGAUAUCCAGGAUCAGAGAACCUCUGUCUGGGAUCCUUUCUUUUCCAGGUGCGUCUCUAACCACAGUCAGGAAAUAAGUCUCCUUGAAUCUCAAGGAUCGACCAGUAGCGUCCCAGGAACUGCCCAGGGCAUGUCUGCUCCGAUUACACAAAUGGGGACCUCAACUGAUGGGGCUUCUGUCUUCUGCGAAUCUGCACAGGGAUAUAUUUCCUCCCCCCAAAGCUCUGAGGAGUCUUUAGCAAAAAGCCCAUUUCACUCACAGAGUGCUUUAAAGUCUCGAUUGUUAAAUUUCCCUGUUGCUGAGUUUCCUGGAAAAGAAGCUUCAUUGUGGGAUGUAUUGCCUUCUCAUUAUGUUUCCGAGGAGAAGCAGAAGGAGCUGCUGCGGCUCCAUCAGUUGGGCGAUCUCAACCUUGAUCAGAUGGAGUCUGCGGUGUCUGAUAUCAUUCACCGUGACAAGGAGGGGGGAGAGAGGCCGAGCGGAGGCUUUGCAGCAAGCAGCAGUCCUGAUUCCAUGGCGGCAGAAGACGGCGAGUCCCAGGCUCGGCAGCUGCAACUGAAGAAGACUUUGAGGACGACUCUGGUCCCCGUGACAGUGGGAGAGUACCAGGGGCAACGUAUGUGUGUCCUGGAUCUCCUCUUCUCUAAAUAUGUCCCUCAGGAUAAUAGGCAGGAACUCCUUGAACUGUACAGAGCGGGGGCUUUACCCAUCGAGGACAUGAUAAGCAGAAUCACUGUCCUGCUGGAAGAGGCGGAAAGCCAGCGGGAGAAGUGAGAGACCAAGAAAAGGGACGUGCGUCGAAAGGAGAGACAGGACCAAGGGGAUGACCCAUAAGCAAUGGGGGCAUCUCACUGGAGCCCCGAUUCUCUUCUCCCCAAUCAGCCCAGGUGCCUCUGGCCACCCCCACCAAGCGCAGCCUCUCCGUUUGCCACCCCACCCGCCUCCCCCUCCUCUGCUACUUCAUCUGGCUGGGGUGGGCAGUGGCAUUUUCCCCCAGGUUUACUUUCCAGCCUUCUCCCUGCCCCCCCUGCCAUUAUCUCCACUCUGACUUUGGUUUUCCAGAACUGAGAUACUUUUGAAGGCACAGGAGAACAAAAUCAGUUCCUGCAGGAGGCAAAAUGAUGGGUCCUGCUCGGAACUGCUUAUGGGGCUGGGGGCCACUUGGACAGUCCCAGAGAUGUGAGGGUUCUGACUGAAAAGGGGGGGGCUAACUGGGCAAGACUCCAAUUCUGCUGCAACUUGCUAGUUACAUGAAACUCGGCUACUGGACUUGUCUGUUUCCACUGGUAAUAAAAAGAAAGAAGAUGUGUUAAAGUUC